This is a messenger RNA of Hyaloscypha bicolor E, 1779 nucleotides long. Its product is annotated as alpha/beta-hydrolase. Lineage: Eukaryota; Fungi; Ascomycota; Leotiomycetes; Helotiales; Hyaloscyphaceae. The transcript is spliced from 5 exons. Gene Ontology annotation, molecular function: carboxylic ester hydrolase activity. The record is from RefSeq and is a predicted model, not a curated record. Bases 1 to 1671 code for a protein of 556 amino acids.
AUGCCCGCACCAAAUCGCAUUCUGGCGAAGCCGACCACAUCACCUCCUCACAAUCCCCAGGUCGAGAUAAAGAAUGGCACUCUUCGCGGGCUGUAUCUGCCCGCCUUUCACGAGGACCUUUUCCUUGGCGUGCCUUUUGCUUCUCCGCCAAUUGGCGACCUUCGCCUUCGCCAUCCCGCUCCCUACGAUGAGCACUGGCAACAAGUACGCGAUGCUACGCGCAGAAGCCCUUCCUGCCCCGGAUAUGCAGGCUUCGAUGUUGGUCUCGUGCUGGGGGAAGAUUGCUUGACGGUUGAUAUUGUACGACCCGCUGGCACUUCGCAUAAAGACAGGCUGCCCGUCUUGGUCUGGAUCUAUGGCGGUGGUUUUGAUGCUGGUGGGAGUGCGGACCCUAGGUAUAACACAUCGUACCUUGUCAAUGCUUCCGUCGCGAUCCACAAGCCUAUCAUUGUAGUGAGCAUCAACUACCGCGUAGGAGGGUGGGGCUUCCUGGGCUCGAAAGAAAUGGCAGCAGCUGGUGCACUGAACAUCGGUCUAUUUGACCAGCGACUCGCUCUACAGUGGAUUCAAGAAAACAUUGCGGCGUUUGGGGGAAACCGAGAGAAGGUGACUAUUUCCGGGGAGAGCGCGGGAGCCUUCAGCGUCGGAUAUCACUUGACUGCCUUUGAUGGGAAGCAUAAUGGCCUCUUCCGAGCCGCAAUUCUGCAGAGCGGGACUGCUCUAGGUCCAGGAAUCAACUCGAUCGCUCAGUUAAACACUACGUACCAGCCCGUCUAUGAUAACGUUACAGAGACGGUAGGAUGCGGUAACGCAAGCGACACUCUGGGUUGUCUGCGUACAGUCCCAUACUCGAAGCUUUUUGCCGCGUUCGAACCAUUCGUCAUGACGCCUAUUCUUGACGGAGAAUUCCUCACCAGGCUCCCGUCCGCAUCAUUCUCUGCCGGGCUGGUUGCUAACGUUGCAGUGCUCGCUGGCUCGAAUACGGACGAGGGGACCGCGACAUUCUUCGGGCCGCGAAAUAGUCUCAAUACAGAUGCCGACGUCCAUGCUCUUCUGGCAGGGAUGGGUAAUGGUCUGGAUAACGCCACCGUUAGUGAGGCCAUGGCUUUGUAUCCUGAUGAUCCGGCGCUAGGUUGCCCAUUCGGAACCGGCAGCGAGCGGUUUGCCCGGAACGGGUACAUGUACAAGCGCGGCGCAGCUGUCAUCGGCGACGAAGUCAUCCACGCCGGUCGGAGGCGCACCACGCAGUACUACUCCAGCACCUCUCCAUCGUGUCGCAAACCCGUCUACAGUUACCGCUUUGACCAACCGCCCUGGAACGGCAUCGAAGAGCUGGUUGCCACCGAAGCACCAGUGUAUUCUACCCAUUAUGCCGAGAUCUGCUUCGUGUUCAACAUCAGUCCUAGCAUUAGUGCCAAUAAUACAAACUGGAUCGGCCCCUACCAAAGCUACCACGAUCUUUCCACUUUAAUCUCCCGCUCCUGGAUCUCCUUCGUCCAUGACCUGGACCCCAACAACCAUGGAGUCCCGCACGCGCCUCUCUGGCCCGAGUACAGCAAAAGCCACAAAAACAUCGUGUUUGCCGUUGGGAACACGAUGGUAGAGCCAGAUACGUGGCGAACCGAGCAAUUGGAAUUCUGGAUGAGGAAUUUUGCGCGUUUGAAGACUUAACCGUUGCUCUCUUCAUAAGAGGUUCGGUCGAUGCACAAUACGCGCUUGAGAUCAAUUGCUCAAUGGCACUGUAUCCCAAAUGACUUAUCCGAGAAUACUCUAUCGCCU